GCAUGCACCUUGUGCAUUACAUAUGUAGGUGUAUACUAUGUAUUUCUAUACUGAUUUGACAUUUUUCGUGGCAAAUUGGUUGCUAAAUAAUGCUACCUUCCAUAAUUAUUUGACAAUUUGUUGUAAAAUGUGUAUUGUUACAGGAACAAUGCCACCCAAGCCCAGCCAGCGCCUGUCAGCGAAGCGCAGGAGAGUCAAUUCUCCGGGUAGCUCAGAAGCUCCCAAUUUCACAUGUGCAAGUGAUUCAGUGCGAAAUGAUCCGAAUCCCAUUCAAUCAAGUUCAAGUGGAGUGAACACUUUAGCCUCACAAAUAAACUAUGCAGAAUUAGCAAAGCAUAUAGUUGCCCAACAGAGACAACAAGGAACAGAAAUUCAGCAGGAGGCAUCAGCACAGCCACAAACUAUGACUGACAGUACACCCGUGAGCUCAUCUAUGUUAAAUGGCAGUGAGGGAAAUCAGGAUGUGUCGGCCUCCAACUUAAGUUCCUUGUUGGACAAUGUUUUCACAGGAGGCUCGUCGUCUGGCGCCACUCCUGGACAUACAACCAACGACGGUUCCUCCACAGCUGUUGCAAAUUUGAGUUCUGUCACCCAGACAAUCUUAAGGGCUUCUUUGUCAGUUUCAACUAGGGUUGCAUACAAACACUCAUGGGAGCUGUACAGGGCGAUGUCUCCAAAUAUAGUUUCACUACCUCUGCCUUUGCAGAGCAUUUGUAAUUUUAUAGGAUAUCUGUUUGAAAAACAGUAUAAUGCCAGUAGUAUUGCCUCUCAUAUCUCAGCUCUCAGCUAUGUUCAUAAGCUCUUGGAUGUUAAAGACCCUACUCAAUCUUUCAUUGUAAAGAAACUUUUGAGGGGAUGUCACAAGCUAAAUCCUUCUAAGGAUUCUAGAUUGCCCGUUACGAAAGAAAUACUUUGUAAAUUACUUAAUGCCACAGACUUUACUGUUCCCCAGGCUCUCAACAAAUUGUUACUCAAAGCUCUGUAUUUACUUAGCUUUAAUGCUUUCCUCCGUUUAGGUGAAGUUGUCAUCAAAUCACCCUCAGACUGCAUUAAGGUAAUUCAGGUUCAAGAUGUUUCCUUCCAAAUGAAAGGAAAAGACCCACUUUCUCUUCAAAUAGCCAUACACCACCACAAAUCUCAAAAGAACAGUGACCCUGUCAUUAUCACAAUUCAAAGUAACCCACAUAGUGCACAUUGCCCAGUGCUUAGUCUCUAUCGCUAUAAAAGCUCCUUUCCACAUACAUCAGGUCCAUUAUUUCAAUUCACCAGUGGGGUUCCAGUUCCUUAUUCUUAUGUUUGUGGGCAGCUGUCCAAAGCAGCAAUAUUUGCAGGUCUUGACCCCAGACGUUACAAAGGUCAUAGUUUUCGCAUUGGAGCUGCCACUCAUGCUGCUCAGUUAGGUUUCUCAGAAAAUUAUAUUCAGCAUUUAGGUCGUUGGAAUUCAAAUGUGUUACAUCGGUACAUAAGAAUACAAUCUUUCAAACUAUAAGCUAGCACAUUUUGCAAUUACUAUAACAUUGACUAAAUACAUUAAAGCAGGUCAGUGUCUCACUGCUGCUUUAAGCGUCAUAACAUUUGUACAUGUGGGUCAUUUCCAUGUCUUAUUUAUAUAUAUUUUUAUUUCGGGUGAACCAUUCACUACUGUUAGAUCAUGUUUGUUAACAUCAAAAUUCCUUUGAGUUUUCUGGAACGAUUAUUUGAUGCAUAUAUGUAUUUCUGUAGAUUGACCGACUUGCCGGCAUUCAUGACUUUACUUUGUUUAUGGUUUUGAUCUUAUGAACAUAUACUCAUUCCUUUUUGCAUAAGAAGCCACAUGCUUGAUAUCAGGACAGUGUUUCACUGCUGUUAUCAUUACAUGUUUUCUGUUAUAAAAUGUAUUCUCAUUUAGUUGUGAUUGAUUCUAGUCUUCAGCAAGGUUGCAUGUUUAUUUAGAUUAUUAGUCUUAGUCUACUUUGUACAUUUCAACGUGUUAUUUGACAGGCCAGUGUCUCACUGCUGUCAUCCAUUUUUAAGAAAUUGUUAUUUUGAAUUUGUGUUAUUUGCUUUAUGUAUUAUUCCCGAUUGUUGAAACUACUCAGGAAGGUUUUCUUUGUGAAAGUGAUGAGGGUUGAUAUUAAUGUCCAUACCUGUAUUUUGUUGCUCGCAAGCUCACCUUAGAUGGCACGGGAUGUGAUCUGUUGAUCUCAUCUUGUGGCCAAUUUUUUGAUGUACCAUCUUUUUGCUGCAUCUUUGUAAGGUUGUUUUUUAUUGUAGUUGAUGUAGACUUUUAUAGAUAAAUUUGGGGGAUCAGACAUAUUGAAUUAUUUUGUCAUUGUUUAUUUUCUUUCUCUAUUUCAGUGACAUUUUCAGUGGAUUGUUUGUGAGUCUGAUCCCCUUGUUAGUAGUUUGUUAUCUAGUUCGUCAUUUGAAUAAAUGACAUUUUUCAUCCUCAAUUUGCCUUAUGUUUAUAUCUAAUAUGAUACAGCAAAAACUAGCUUCGGUGACCUUUCUCAGCAUUUUAAGACAUAAAACAACAAUUAUUAAAAUAAUUGUAUUUAUGAUUUAAAUGCGUAUUUUUAUGUUUUUAAGGUGAUUUUUGUAACAUACAUUUAAGAUUUGUUUCUAUUCUCCCAAACUCAAUACUUUAUAAUAUUAUCCAAUCAGCAUUCAGUAAUUAAUCACGUGACUCCAAAUUAGCGUCACUCUACAAUUUUGACUUGCUUGUAGGCAGACGUGGCUGCAAAUAAAGUGUGAUCUGUAUUUUAUACCCACCAUCCACCCCUUCAUUCCUGCCAUGUAAUUGUCUUUCUAGUCCCUAUCAAUUUUUGAUGUGCCAAUUUUUUGAUGUGCCAUCUUUUUGCUGCAUCUUUGUAAGGUUGUUUUUUAUUGUAGUUGAUGUAGACUUUUAUAGAUAAAUUUGGGGGAUCAGAAAUAUUGAAUUAUUUUGUCAUUGUUUAUUUUCUUUCUCUAUUUCAGUGACAUUUUCAGUGGAUUGUUUGUGACUCUGAUCCCCUUGUUAGUAGUUUGUUAUCUAGUUCGUCCUUUGAAUAAAUGACA
Messenger RNA from Ostrea edulis (European flat oyster), 3036 nucleotides. RefSeq lists its product as uncharacterized. NCBI's taxonomy places the organism in Eukaryota, Metazoa, Mollusca, Bivalvia, Ostreida, Ostreidae. Gene Ontology annotation, molecular function: DNA binding. The transcript is spliced from 2 exons. Bases 38 to 1489 code for a protein of 483 amino acids. Gene Ontology annotation, biological process: DNA recombination; DNA integration. The record is from RefSeq and is a predicted model, not a curated record.